UCAUUGCACUCACUAUUGAGAACUUGAGAUAUCAACUCCAAUGCUAAACAGCACCACAUCACACUAAGAAUACACACACACAAUUGUCCACAAACAGAAUGGAAGCAGCAAGAUUCAUAACUCUCAUCCUCUCAUUCUGUAUCCUUGUUCUCAAUCUAUCUCCUCCAACUAUCUCAUCAUCUAUCCCAGCCGAAGCACUUCCACAAAAAUCAGGUUACCUAAUAGUUAACCAAACAUCUAAAUCCUCUAUUUACUACACUUUUUAUGAAGCACAAAAACCCAUUACAUCUCUCUCAAAAACCCCACUUCUUAUAUGGCUGCAAGGAGGUCCUGGCUGUUCCUCCAUGGUUGGAAAUUUCUUCGAACUCGGGCCGUGGCGAGUUAACAAUAGAAUUGAAUUAGAAAGAAACCAUGGUGCUUGGAAUCGGAUCUUUGGGCUACUGUUUUUAGAUAAUCCAAUUGGAACCGGGUUUAGCAUUGCAGCUUCUGAAGAAGAGAUUCCAACAGACCAAUAUGGUGUAGCUAAACACCUUUUUAUUGCCAUCAAAUCAUUUAUUGAGUUAGAUAAAUCUUUAUUUGGAUCUCGACCCAUUUACAUAACUGGGGAAAGCUAUGCUGGGAAAUAUGCUCCAGCUAUUGGGUAUUACAUAUUAAGGAGAAAUAGUGAGGUUUCAGAAAGUGAGAGGGUUAAUUUAGCUGGGGUUGCAAUUGGGAAUGGAUUAACUGACCCUAUAACCCAAGUGAUGACCCAUGGGUCAAAUGCUUACUUUAGUGGGUUGGUGAAUGAAAAACAAAAAACCCAGUUAGAGGAAAGUCAAAGGAAAGUGGUUAAGUUGGUUAUGGAGAACAAGUGGAGUGAGGCAACUGAUGCAAGGAGUAAAGUGUUGGAUAUGCUACAGAAUAUGACAGGGUUGGCUACUUUGUAUGAUAUGACAAGGAAAAUACCAUAUGAAUCUUAUUUGGUAGAGAGGUUUUUGAGCAAGAUGGAAGUGAAGAAGGCAUUAGGGGUGGAGAAUUCGACGGUUUGGGAGGAAUGUAGCCGUGUAGUUGGCUCAAUUUUACAUGAAGAUGUGAUGAAGAGUGUUAAAUACAUGGUGGAAUUGUUGGUGAAAGAGAGCAAGGUAUUGUUAUAUCAGGGCCAAAGAGACCUCAGAGAUGGGGUGGUUUCAGUUGAGGCUUGGAUGAAAACAUUGAAGUGGGAAGAAAUUGCCAAGUUUGAAGAUGCUGAAAGGAAAGUGUGGAAAGUGAAGGGGGAAGUCGCUGGUUAUGUGCAGAAAUGGACAAGUUUAACACAUGCUGUAGUGUUGGGAGCAGGGCAUUUUGUGCCUACUGAUCAGGCUGUUCAUUCUCAGGUCAUGAUUGAAGAUUGGGUUCUGGAAAGAGGGGUUUUUGCCAAUCAAGAAGUCGAUUUUGAGAUUCGAUCUCGACAUCCCAAGAAAUUUCUUUGAUGAAUGCAAAAUGAUAUCAGAUCUUUUAGUCUUAGAACAAAAAUAAGUUGCACUGUGGUAGCUUUGACAUAGCAAGAACAAUGAUAAUGACUUAAAAAAAUGUCCUUGAUAAAUGAUGUAAGGGUUGCAGGGAAAGGUGAAGUUUAUUCGAUAUCUAAUUCCUGUUUAUGCAAACUACACGAUCAAUAAAAACGGUAGUGAAAGACUUUGAGAGUCAUGUAAUACUAGAAAAGCUGGACCUACAAACUUAUAUUUCGUUUCAAAAGAGAAUUUGCAAUGGGUAUAUGCUAUAUAAUGUCGACUUCAUUCUAUUA
This is a messenger RNA of Beta vulgaris subsp. vulgaris (sugar beet), 1762 nucleotides long. RefSeq names its product serine carboxypeptidase-like 50. Gene Ontology annotation, molecular function: serine-type carboxypeptidase activity. The transcript has a single exon. Gene Ontology annotation, biological process: proteolysis. The record is from RefSeq and is a predicted model, not a curated record. Lineage: Eukaryota; Viridiplantae; Streptophyta; Magnoliopsida; Caryophyllales; Amaranthaceae. The coding region runs from base 99 to 1448 and encodes 449 amino acids.